AGUGGGAGAUCGCACGGAUUAGUCGCCACCGUGGCGCAAACAUAAUUAAAAUGUCGCAAACCCUUUUGCACCGUUCCUCGUUCGAUCCUCGGUUCGGUUGUUGGGUUCGGUCCGCCGCAUAACGGUUCCGGAACGGUACCGGCGUGGCGAUCACUUAUUGAACUUUCAUUUUUUUUUUAGGAUGUAUGACGAGCUGAACCUAAGCUACGAAUCGGAAGCGUCGGCCAGCGAUUGGAAGAGCUGCUACCAGCGCGACGUACAGUACUGGAUGUCGCACGAACUCCAGACGGACACGGUCAUGCCGGCACUGGUCCGUACGAUGGCAUCCCUUGCCAAACAGUUUCACCUUUCGCCAGCGAUCGAAUUCUCUGCCAUCGAUACCCUGGAGCUGCUGCUGGUGCGAGCCUAUCAAUCCUGGAUGAAACAAUCGAUGCCCGCUCCGGAUGCACUCGGACGGAGUGUGACGCAGUUUCUCGCCCAACUACCCCUCUACACGGUGGCCGUACUGGAUGUGGUCAGCAAAUACAUCGACGCAUCGGUGAAGCUCGAUUUGGGGGCAUUGAAAAAGGCGGCCAACGUCACGAUGCCGGCCGCGGACGUCAAUAUGUUGUCGGUGGAGUUUGAAGUAAUGAAACUGUUGGAGAAUGAGUUCCGUUCAUCAUUACUGCUCGGUGCGGUCGAACGGUUCACCAAGAAGUACCUCCUACCGUUGGUGUCGGUGACGCAGCAAAAGGAAACGAUUUCCCGGGCCGGUGUGAAGCUGUUACGCAUAGCGAUCGCAGAACGUGGCACCAUUUACAGCAGCCUGAAGACUUCCAUCAAAGAUGAAACCUCGUUCCGGCGCUUCAAGGCGAACAAACUGAUACUGGCCGGUUCGAUAACGCUCGCGAUACUGCAGCUGAUUACGGCGGGACGUACCACCACCACCAGCAGCAACAACGGUGCGUCACAGUCGCAACAGCAUCUGCAGCGUAUCCUCGAACCGUUGGCCGAUGAUUGCUGUGUGCAGGCGACGAACCUGCUCUACCUACGUGACGCCAUACUCGGUGUCGUUGGGAUUGAUGUCCGCACCUCGGGAGGACCGUAUUGACGAAGAGCCGUUGGGGGGGCUACGUUUGCCGAUUCGAUGUAAAUUCGAUGU
Molecule: messenger RNA, 1141 nt
Organism: Anopheles darlingi
Lineage: Eukaryota; Metazoa; Arthropoda; Insecta; Diptera; Culicidae
Exons: 3
Coding region: 182-1090 (302 amino acids)
Source: RefSeq, a predicted model, not a curated record